GAAUGAACUUAACGACAGGGGUUACCUCUUGCCUACAUUGCACUGCAUGCCGGCCAAGUCAUUCCAGACUUGCCCUCUCCUCCUCGAUCAGUGAUCGAUCGCAAGCUAACUAUGACUGCAACGCGUCUCCGGCCUCCUGCUCCACUUCCCAGCUGUAUAUAUAUACACAUAGCUCUCUUUCGUCACCGCCACCGGCCGGCAAGCUAGAUGCACUGACCACGGUGACCCAUCUCGAUCGAUCGGCGGCUUCGCUAGCUAGCUGGGACACAGCCCCCAUAUAAAUCAUCCACUCCUCCGUAGCAAGCACAUCCUGAAGCUGCCUUUCUUUUCCAAUAAGCUAAGCAGCAGGUGCAAAGGGAAUUCGAGAUCCAGAGAGCUAGCUGAUCGAUGGAUCCGAAAGUUGGCGUUGCUCUGACCCUCUCCCUCGUCGGCGGGCUAAGCACCUCCCUUGGUGCACUGUUGGCUAUCCUCAACCAUGCGCCAAACAACAGAACACUCGGGAUUCUACAGGGCUUUGCUACUGGGCUCAUGCUCAGCAUGUCUUUCUUUGACUUGGCUUACGAUGCUGUCAACGCCAUCGGCUUUCUGAGAGGGAACCUCUGGUUUUUCGCUGGAGCGCUGCUGUUCUCAACAAUCGCGGACGUUUUCCCUGAGCCAGACUGCAGUGCGGCAGAUGAAAAUGGGAAGCAGCAGGGUGGAAAGGAACUCAUGAUGAGACAUCGCCGAAGAGUUAUAUUUAGCGUCAUUGUCACAGCAAUUGUUGCUGGUGUGAGUUUACAAAACUUCCCUGUGGGCACUGCUGCAUUUCUUGGAACAACAAAGGGCUUCCGUGUUGGUUUGAACUUGGCUCUUGCUAUAGCACUACACUACAUUCCAGAGGGUAUUUCAGUAGCUCUCCCAGCAUACUUUGCCACUAGCAGCAAAUGGCAAGCCUUCAAAUUAGCAACUCUAUCUGGUUUUGCAGAGCCACUGGGUGUGAUUAUUGUGGCAUACCUAUUCCCAAGCAAUUUGAACCCUGAAAUACUGGAAGGUCUACUUGGAUUAGUGGGAGGAGUCAUGGCUUUUCUAACAUUGUAUGAAAUGCUACCACUAGCAUUUGAAUAUGCAGGACGCAAGGAUGCUGUUAAAGCAGUAUUUGUUGGUAUGGCCUUUAUGUCUAUGAGCUUGUAUUUUCUAGAUGCUAGCCUCCCAAAGGAGAUGAGCGCUUAACAUAAUUUGCGCCUAAACCAAUUCAUGUGAUGGUCAAGAGAAUUUCAUCAUGGGUGCUGCAACAAGGUGUUAGUGGGAAGGACGUGCAUCCAACUCGAGAUCAUGAGAGAUGAGAUGUUUCCAGCAACAGUACACAAUACAACGACUGACAGAUCAAGCUUUUAUCAAUGUCCAUGGGACAUGUGACCAAAAUGGUUUGCAACACAAUCAUAUUUAUAUAAAAAAGGGAAGUACAAUUGUACAAACAGGCAUAUGCUAACAACAUAUCAUGUACAUUUUAAUUAGAUUCGGUCAUAUCAUGUACAUAGAGGGUAAGAUUAAUUGUAUAUACUGAAUAAAGUAGGCACAAAACACUGAUACGAUGUAAAAUAAUGGAAAUAAACGGUUGCAUACAUGAUGAAUGAUUGACCGACGUAUCUGCUGAACAAACUUUAAACGGGCUAUACAAGUUAUGAGGCAAAGAGACUUUACUCUUUUAAACAUGGUUAUAAUAAAUUCAAUUUACUCAUGUUUAAUCUGGCUAUAAUAAGUUUAAUCUACUUGUUGUGCAUCCAUUAUAAGUUUAUAACUAUUGGACCUUUACUCAUAUAUAGAGAGAGAGGACAACACUUUUUAUCUAGUGUGAUAUCGUCAACAUCUGGAUCCAACCGAACAUAUUUGACCGAGUUAGCCAUACGCAAGAACCGAGAACAUUUCAGAUCUGACAAAACAACAACAUCUUCACACGGUAUCCGCACGUGUGGGAAUGAAACACCGCAACGUGGAUAUGCUAGCACCGCUCGUAGGAGAGGAACGAUGAUGAUGUGUUGAUUGCCCGCAGCCCUAGGGAUAGAGAUGCAAUAGCUAAGAUGAUUCUCUCAAGCACAACACCUUUUUAUAUAUAGACCUUUGUUAAUGGAAUUUCACCCUCAUGGUCUACGAUUGCUUUUUGGAUAUUUAUUCAACACAUCUGCGUCCUCACUUAACAUAGAGUUUCUUCACCCAUUACUCAGUUGUCCUUGGUGUCAAAUCAAUGACCUUGUCGUCUGGACCUUCAAAUAAUCCAGACUCCAUUCCCUUUUACAAGCUUGGCAUCAUACUUGUAACUCUUAUUUGCUCAUUCCAUUGUUUCCAAUGAACAAUCCAAAAUAAAGAAGAAGAAUACGUGGGAAAACAAAGAUGAACAUUUUAAGAGUGGGAGGCUUCAGGAGAGUACGCACAGGAAAAGUGACUUGUUUCACUGCCUAGUCUUUUGUCUCGUCUGAUAAUUACCACGCCAUUGGACCUUGAAACCAUUGUUCCAUAGGCCACAACAUGCAGCGUGGAUGCGGGUAGUGAUGAGUUUGCACAAUUAUGGAGUGCCCGAUCGAUGUUGUAUGGGAGAGACAGAAGCAAAAUCCGGCGAAACUAGCCCAGAGGUGUUUUACUCGUCAAGGCAAAACAAACAUUGAACAUGGUAACGUUUGACAGCAUAAUCGUUUCACAGUUAGGCCAUGCUUGUUUAUAUAGGAAUGUAGUCGAAAUCGUUCCAACCAAUCAAAUCUUGUAUAAAUUAUACAAACAAUUUGGCUAGAAAUAAUUUCAUAUCACCGUUAGGUCACUGUUAUGAGAAAAAACGAACAUGCCCUUUAGGUGUUUGGUGUCGUUUCUACUUAUUCCAGUAAGAAUCGGAACAGAUUAUUGCUUCAAAAUGUUCCAUAAGAUAUCAUUUUGUUCCAAUGGGAUGUUUGGAAUCUGGAUAAAAAAAUCUCAAGUGAAUUUUAACAUACAGACAUAUAAUCCAAUAAAAACAUAUCAGAUUUUUUUAUCUUAAAAUCCAAUCCACUGGAAUCCAAACGGGCCUGAGUAUCUUCUUAGCCCAUAGACCAUAGUAUACUGUAAAAACGUACACUUGAAAAAAAGGAAUAAAAUUGAAAAAGGGAAGCUUGCAAAGCCAGCCAUGUGCAAGGCCAUGCCUACCAACCAGCACGAGCUGGGCUGGUCCGAUCCGCAGGCCCGUUACUUUCUGCGGUGGGCCGGUUAGGCUGGUCGAUCUUCUUCCUUCUGGAGUCACCAACCGAGCCAGAUCUCCACGACUCACUUUCCUGACCCCGACCCCGACCCGUUUGCCUUCCUGAAUCCUGUCGCCGUCUCGCGUGCCUUCAUUCCCGGCGGCGACCUCUUCGUGGGGCCUUUCGCCGGCAACGAGCACCCACGCACCAGGAUUCAGAUCGUGCUACGGCGGCUCCUGUCCAUCCACCAUGAUUAAUUUCGUGCCUGAUCAGCCGCCAGGGCAAGGUGAGGCUCACCAAGUGGUAUUCUCCGUACACCCAGAAGGAGAGGACCAAGGUCAUUCGCGAGCUCAGUGGACUCGUUCUUACACGAGGGCCCAAACUCUGCAACUUUGUCGAGUGGAGGGGUUACAAGGUUGUAUACCGGAGGUAUGCUAGCCUGUAUUUCUGCAUGCGCAUUGAUGCUGAUGACAAUGAGCUUGAAGUCCUUGAGAUCAUCCAUCAUUUCGUCGAGAUACUGGACCGAUAUUUUGGCAGUGUAUGUGAGCUGGAUUUGAUAUUCAAUUUCCAUAAGGCCUACUACAUACUGGAUGAGAUUCUCAUUGCCGGUGAACUUCAAGAAUCUAGCAAGAAGAAUGUUGCAAGACUUAUUGCCACACAGGAUUCGUUAGUGGAGGCUGCUAAAGAGGAAGCCAGCUCCAUAAGUAACAUCAUUGCUCAAGCCACAAAAUAAAGUUCUUCACCAGUCUAAUGCCCGACAUCUUGUCGUUGUUGUUCAAGCAACUGUGUGUGCAGAGCCUUAUGUUGGAGCACAAGCAUGGGAUUGAUUCGUUCUAUUCUUUUUCUUCCCUUGAGCUUUACCUUGCACUGCUGCUAGUCUUUACACCUUACACUAUCGAGAGAUCGGUUCUGGAAGUUUGCUUACACUGCUAGGCUCUACACCAUGGAAAAGAUUGGUACGUCUUGCCGGGCUUAGCAAUGAGCUGCUCCUGUUAACAAUGGCUGUUAUAUAGGUUGAGGAUGGAGGAGGACAUUGGGAGAACAAACCCUGUAGCACUCCGUGCAGGUAGAGUCGCCGUCUAAAGCACUAGAUGCCAGCUGUUCAGCCGCACGGACACGGAGGAGGGACAUGGAGGAGACAAGGUUGGUGCACGCGAAUUCUGGAAGCAAUGGCGGACAAGGAAUCCUGUUUUCCGCUCCAAUUGCAACGAAUCUUGUUUUCUAUCCAUAGAUUAGAUAUCCGUACCCUGCUUCGCUAUUUCUCUCCACCCCUUAGGGCAUGUACAACCUUAAGACUCUGAUUUGAUUUUCAAAAUACAAGAGACAACUAAGAAAAUGUAUGGUCCAACCUGAGACUCUAGAUAAUACAUAAUAAAUGCAGCUAAGAGAAUAUAUA
This is a messenger RNA of Zea mays, 4575 nucleotides long. Its product is annotated as zinc transporter ZTP29. The record is from RefSeq and is a predicted model, not a curated record. NCBI's taxonomy places the organism in Eukaryota, Viridiplantae, Streptophyta, Magnoliopsida, Poales, Poaceae. Gene Ontology annotation, biological process: zinc ion transmembrane transport. The transcript is spliced from 21 exons. Gene Ontology annotation, molecular function: zinc ion transmembrane transporter activity. Bases 388 to 1209 code for a protein of 273 amino acids. Gene Ontology annotation, cellular component: membrane.